AUGUUCAUUUCGAAGGAUAACCGCCUCGUUUUCACAUACGAUGCCGAGCAGCUAUGGAUCGAGCCCUGGGGCAAGAACGCAGUCCGCGUUCGUUCCACCAAGAUGCCCACCAUGCCACAGGAGGACUGGGCGCUCCUUCCACAACCCAAGACCACUGCCAGCAUCGACAUUGCCAGCAACGAUGAGUCAGCAACCCUGACCAAUGGCCUCGUCAAAGCCACCAUCAGCAAGCGAGGCAAGAUCACCAUCUUAAACACCAGCGGUAAAGUUCUCUUAGAAGAAUACGCCCGUAACCGCCGCGAUAUUGUCGACCCCAAAUGCAGCGCGCUGGAAGUCGAAGCCCGGGAAUUCUAUCCUAUCCAUGGAGGCGAUUACAAGCUUACCGCUCGAUUCGAGAGUCUGGAUCCCAAGGAGAAGAUUUAUGGAAUGGGACAGUAUCAGCAACCUUACCUUGAUAUUAAGGGCACGCAACUGGAACUUGCGCACCGGAACUCCCAGGCUAGCGUACCUUUUGCGGUCUCAUCGCUUGGGUAUGGCUUCUUGUGGAAUAACCCGUCAAUUGGCAAUGUGGUGUUUGGCAAGAACAUCAUGAGUUUUGAGGCGCUGUCGACCAAAGUCUUAGAUUACUGGGUUGUAGCUGGCGACACACCAGCGCAGAUUGUCGAGUCGUAUGCCGAUGCCACUGGGAAGGUACCAAUGAUGCCAGAAUACGGUCUAGGCUUCUGGCAAUGCAAGCUGCGCUACCAGACCCAAGAAGAACUUCUUCAAGUCGCACGCGAGUACCGGAAACGGAAUCUCCCUAUUGAUCUCAUCGUAAUCGACUUCUUCCACUGGACCAUGCAAGGAGACUGGAAGUUCGAUCCAAAGUAUUGGCCCGAUCCCGAUGCCAUGGUCAAAGAACUCGAAGAGCUGAAGAUCGAGCUCAUGAUAUCCAUUUGGCCAACUGUAGACCGUCGAUCAGAAAACUACGAGGAAAUGGUCGAGAAGGGUCUGCUCAUCAGGACUGAGCGUGGUGUACGAACAGCCAUGACGUUCCAAGGCCAAACGAUUCAUUUUGAUUCAACGAACCCUGCUGCGCGGGACUACGUGUGGAACAAAGCGAAGCAGAACUACUACAAGAAAGGCAUCAAAGUAUUCUGGCUGGAUGAAGCAGAGCCAGAGUACCGACACUACGACUUCGACAACUACCGCUACCACCUCGGCCCCAACGUACAAAUCGGCAACAUCUAUCCCCGAGAAUACUCGCGCGCAUUCUACGAAGGCAUGGAGGCAGAGGGCCAAAAGAACAUCGUCAACCUAGUCCGUUGCGCAUGGGCCGGUAGCCAACGCUAUGGCGCUCUCGUAUGGAGCGGCGACAUCUCCUCCUCCUGGGGCACAUUCCGUAACCAACUCGCCGCAGGCCUCAACAUGGGUCUCUCGGGUCUACCCUGGUGGACAACCGACAUAGGAGGUUUCCACGGCGGCAAUCCCGACGACGAAGCGUUCCGCGAACUCUUCGUCCGCUGGUUCCAAUGGGGCACCUUUUGCCCUGUCAUGCGCCUACACGGCGACCGCGAGCCACGCCAACCCAAGACCGCAGACAGCCCAUCCUGCCGCAGCGGCGCAGACAACGAAGUCUGGUCGUACGGGCCCGCCGUCUACGAGAUCUGCAAGAAGUACAUGGGCAUCCGCGAGGACCUACGUGAGUAUACAAGGAAGCUCAUGGAGGAGGCGCAUCAGAAGGGUUCGCCGGUUAUGAGGGCGCUGUUCUAUGAGUUCCCGCAGGAUAGCAGGUCUUGGGAGGUGGAAGAGCAGUAUAUGUACGGAGACAAGUAUUUGAUUUGUCCGGUGCUGGCGAAGGGCCAGACGAAGAUGAAGGUCUAUCUUCCGCCACUGGAGGGUGGUAAGAAGUGGAAGAGCUUUUGGGGCGGGGAGACGUGGGAUGGUGGGAAGGAUGUUGAGGUUGAGAGUCCGUUGGAGGUUAUGCCGGUGUUCGAGCGCGUCUAG
Molecule: messenger RNA, 1986 nt
Organism: Alternaria conjuncta
Lineage: Eukaryota; Fungi; Ascomycota; Dothideomycetes; Pleosporales; Pleosporaceae
Exons: 2
Coding region: 1-1986 (661 amino acids)
Biological process (GO): carbohydrate metabolic process
Molecular function (GO): hydrolase activity, hydrolyzing O-glycosyl compounds; carbohydrate binding
Source: RefSeq, a predicted model, not a curated record